Molecule: messenger RNA, 5514 nt
Organism: Besnoitia besnoiti
Lineage: Eukaryota; Apicomplexa; Conoidasida; Eucoccidiorida; Sarcocystidae
Product: DEAD/DEAH box helicase domain-containing protein
Exons: 5
Coding region: 1-5514 (1837 amino acids)
Molecular function (GO): nucleic acid binding; ATP binding
Source: RefSeq, a predicted model, not a curated record
AUGGCGGCUGUCCAUUUGCUUGCUCUGCUCCUGGCUGUGGCGUGCUCGGGCACUGGCGCUGCCGGCCGCGUUGUUCUGCACGUCGGGACCCGCCAGCUGUCAUCAGCCCGCCACGCGAGGCCGCCGUCUGAUACCUUUGCCUCGUUCGCGGCGCGGCCUGUUUCAUUUUCUGGCGCGCGCGGCCGAGAGGAUCUGCCCCCAGCCUCUUGGCCUCGUCCGCCAGACGGGCAAGGGAGGGAGGUCGCCUGCAGCCCCAGCAGCCAGUCAGGACGGUCUCCUCCCUGCAAGUGGCGCGACCGAAGUCGAGUCGGCGCAUGGCACGUGGCCUCGCGUCCGUUCCCCUCCUUGCCGCUCGCUCCCCCCGUCCGUCCUGAAUGGUUGAGUCAUGGCAUGUUUAGCUUCGUAGAGGGACUGCGAGUUAUCGAAGGCGGCGCAGAUCGCGCUUCUGGGCUCCGACUGUCGGAACGAUCCCGAGCGCAGCCAAAGAGCCUCCAACCCCGACCACGCUCUCUACCGGAGGCUGCACGCCCAUCUUGGCUUUCUGAGGUGCUCCACGCUUGCUCUCCUCACAGCAGUUUCGCAUGUCCGGCUUUCGUGCCAAGCGCGACCGCCUUUUUCUACUGUCGUGCCAACGCGAGUUCCAUCCCCCGCUCCCUCCUGUCCUCCUGCAGGUCGCGCGGAGCCUCGUUUUUGCGCGCUUGUACCUCCCUGCCUUCUGGCGCUUCGCCAAACGAGACUCUUGGGUCCCCACAGUCUCUCUCUGGCUCCUCGGCCGCCCUCCCUCUCGCGCGAAGCUCGGGCCAUGACGACCUCGCACGGCACCCUGCCGCCGUCUACGCGGCACAUUCGCUUCCAGAGUGUGCCGCAACACAAGCACCUCGGCGGUCACUCUCAGCCACGUCCAGCGAGCACGUGAGUCACGUGGAAGAUGAAAACACGGAACGCCAGGAGCUACGUACGGAGGGGUCUUCGGGCGACGCCUCAGAAGGAUCCAGCGCUCUUUACGCUUCCCCCAGAGUAGACCACCGCCACGGGGCGGUCGCGGAGCCUGCCUCGAGGGCGCGGAGCGUUGCAGAGACGGAGGCAACCGAAGGGAGUGGAAACGAUGCGGAAACAGAGGAUGGAGACCUUUCAGAAGGGGAGUUUAGGUCAGGCGACACGGAGGAGGAGGGCGUAGACGUUUCGUUUUUACUGAAACAGGCAGAAGAGCUGCCUCGCGAAGACGUCGAGAACCUGAUUCAGAAUCUACAGGAGAACUUGCCGCAUCUGUUCGAGCCCGUCCACGCAAAGUUUGUGAAAGAAAUGCACCACAGUCUUGCGUCGUCGGCGCAGCUCAGGGACGCACAGAGCACGGCUUCCACGCCCUCGCGGGACACACUACAGAUUUCCGAGGGCGUAGACGUCUCAAGACAGCAACCCGCGACGUCUACGGCGCUUGCCAAAGACAGUGAAGUGGAGGCUUCCGCCGAGUCGACGAAGGCGGACGAGGAGGAGGCGGGUCACGACGGCGACGACACAUCGGAAAGAGAGCAAGAAGAGGCCCCCGGUGUUCCUGAAACCCAGGUCUCGGAUUCCCUUUUCGAUGAUCUGUCCAUUUACAGUGAGCAGGAGCUUCGGCUGAUUCUCAAGCUACUGCUUCAGCAAGCCGAGGAGACAGACAGGGAGGAAGCCUCUCACGAUGCCGCCCCGCCGCCGUCUUCCGGCGGACAUCCCGCCGUGAGGCCCGAUAUGGCUCUGCGACCAUGGGAGUCAGAUGAGGCGGAAGACGCAGACUUGAGUUCCGCCCCAUACACGCCUGCAGUACCCCUAGAGGAGCUCUUGAGGACCCGGGAACCAGUAGGAGACCUGAAGGACAUUCCCCGCUAUACGCUCAUUGAGCUUCUCGAGAAGUUAUCGACCUUUAUUGCAGCCUUGCCUUUUGAUGACUUCCUCAACGCGCCUAGUGCCUUCACAACUGAGCAGCUGCGCGAUGUGGUUGGGCUUGCGCUCGCCCGCAUGCAGCAGGGGACUUACACUGCGGAGGACUCGACAGUAGUGAGACGCAUCGCCAAAUGGAGAGACCGCCGAGAGAAGUAUGCCUACUUCAAAAAAAGAGCCAAUGCUGAGAGCGACAGCUCCGAGGAAGUUGAGGAAGCACGGACUGAUACCGACGACGCAGGCGCCACAGAGGCAACUUGCACUGCACCCCACAACCGCAGGUCAUCUGCUUCUGAGGGAGCCGCAGCUUCUGGCGGCGGAGAGAAUGCCGGAGUGUCGCAGCAAAGGCCCGUCAAGCCGCACGGAACAAGAGGCCAGACGCCCGGCGAAACAGACCCCUUGGAGACUGCGUUUGCAGGUUUGAGCCUCUCUCGUCCGUCGGGGACUCUCGACCUAGAUCAGCUGAGUCGCUUGUCGGUGGCGAUGAGCAAGGGGGUAUACGGCGUGAAGACUUUCGCGCCGCGACCCAAAGAGAAGGCAGCAGACAGUCAGCCGGCGGAAGGACUCGGCGGUGAGGCCGCGGCCGAGGGCGAGGAAGAAAUUGACGUCGCGGAUCUCGACGACUCGUCCUUCGAUGCGACGAUAGGCUCUGGAGGAGAGCCCUCAUCCUGCGACUACAGCGAAGGCUUCCUGGGUUUCGCUGACCAAGCAGAGGUGGACGGGAUGACGCCAGAGGAGCUGACACUCGCAGGCGCGGACGUGUGCGAAAUGGGCACAACAACGCUCAGGAAAAUCUUAGCAAGCGAAGAAAACGCACUCUACCGACCGCGAUACUUGAAGGCUAAAGCCGACAUCGACGCCCUUUCCUGGCGCCAGCUCCGCGACGCGUACACAGAACUCUCACGUCGGGCACGCGGCGAUGAAGAGACAGAUAUUGUUCUGGGAGAGAGGCAGAUCAUCUCCGACGGCGAAGGCGGCGACGAGGAAGCGGGGGCCGCGGAUGAUGCCGGCUCUCCGGGCGCACUGGGCGCGCGUGGCAAGGCGAAGAGACCGCGGAAGAAGCCAAAGCGCCCAGGCGCCGAAGGCGAAGCAGACACCGAGAGGGCGGGCGCGCCUGGCAGUUCGCUGCAGGCGCUCACGUGGACGUUCGAUCCUGACAUCUACACCGAUUCCACAGGCGAGGGCGAGGGGGAGCGACUUCGCAGAGGCCGAGCUGUGGCGACUGCGGCAGGCGGGUGCUUGCGAUACGUCGCGGCGCACAUGAAAAAACCCGAGGGACCUGGAUCUAUGCCGUCUAAUUCAACUCCAACAGACCCCGCGGGGCUUACGAAGCUCCCUUCGCCCGCGCAUGCAUUGGAUUCAAAAUGCGGAGUCAACGCAGAAGGAGAGAGUUCCGGGGAGCAUGGGCCUUCUGAUGGUCCACGUGACGACCAAGUAUCCUCAGCAGCGCCUCCGGUUUCUUCUUCUGCUGGCGAGGAUGAUGACUCGCUCGCCGCCGGCUCUGCGCUCUCUUUGAGUGCCUCUGCGCCGGUUGUCGAGGCGAAGGACCCAGAAGGGGCAAGCGCUGCGGCCGUUCCUUCGGAGGAGGCUUCGAUCUCGCCUCGCGUGGCCAUGCGCUCACGCAGCCCCCCCCCCCCCCUUUCCGCGUCUCCUGGCUUCGCCGCUUUCCGCAGCCUCGGCCUUUCUCCGCGCGUCUCUGCAGCGGCGAGCGCCUGCCUGGGCUUCUCCGCCGCGCCGUCGGCUGUGCAGAGAGUCGCCAUUCCUCGCGUGCUGGAGUUUCUGAGGAACCCAGCAGGAGACCGCCCGCGGGGCGCCGUCGUCAUCGGCGCACAGACCGGGAGCGGGAAGACUCUCGCCUACCUCCUGCCUCUUGUGCACCACCUCAAACUGGAUGAAGACAGGGAAAAACCGGCCGGGGGGCGUGCGACUCCGAGCGGGCGAAGAGCGCACGCCGCCAACAGGGGGGAGGAAACAUCCAGCGACAGCAGUCUCCUCUCGCACGCCUCCGCGCCGACCUCCCUCGUCCCUGCCUGGGAAGAGGGGUUCGAUGAGGACGCGCUUUACGAUAAUGCGCUUCGACUCUUUGAUCAGAAAGAAGCGGGCCGCCCGCGCGCGCUGAUUCUCACGCCCACUUGGGAGCUGUCGGACCAAGUCGUGCGCACCCUGAAGGCACUCACAGCUUCCUCUCCUCUCCCAUCCCUGGCAAGCGACCCGGCGUUCGCUCCAACGGAGUCGGAAGACCAGCACAUGCGCUCGCCGACGGAGGGGCUAGCCGCACCGAGACUUUCUGUCCUCGGCCUGGCGGGGGGUGACUCGCUGGGGCUCCAGCGCCAGCAGCUGCGGGCCCGAACGCGUUUGGACGUGGUCGUGGGGACGCCGCCGCGGAUCCUGAAGCUCGCCGAGUGGGGUCUAUUGAAACUGAAUCGCUUACGGUAUUUGGUGAUUGACGAAGCAGACGCCAUGCUUCUGUCUGAAGGCUUCGACGCCGAGAUCAAAGAGAUCGUCAAGACACUCGACUCAGGCGGCGAGCAGCGUCUCCAGGGGCCUGCGGAGACCCGCAGGCGCCAGGGGGGCUCGGGCCAUGACCCCGAGAACGCCACCAGAAACAAAGGCGGAAGGACAACCGAGGCCGCCCCAAGGGAGUGGGAGAAAGGAAUCGCGAGGAUUCCCGUUAUCGCAGCCGCCGCAACGGUGUCUUCGCGGCUAGGGAGGGCGCUGGAAAACCUCACCGGAGGAGGCGCAGCAGAGCUCCUGGAGGCGCCGGGAAUGCACGUGCCUCCAGACAGCGUUCGCCACGAGAUGAUUGACGUGGGCGGUAGAGACAAACUGGAAGUUUUGCGGGAGCUUCUGCGGUCUCACGAAGGCAUUCGCGCUGCCAGAAAGGUGCUCAUUUUUACCAACAGCAUUCAGGCCUGCCGCGCGUGUGACUUCGCUGCGAGGGACAUUCUCGCACGGAAAUCAGGCAGCAGCGGGAAAGUUUCGAGCUGUCACGGGUCCAUGCCUCCGGCUACUCGCAAAGUGCAAUUCAAGCGUUUCGCCGACGGGACGUGCAAGUUCCUCGUAUGUACGGAUCUGGCGAGCCGCGGGCUCGAUCUACCAGCUGUCGGCGCGGUGAUUCUUUUCGACUUCCCUCUUUCCCCUGUCGAAUACCUGCACAGGACGGGUCGAACUGGGCGCAUGGGGGCGAAGGGCUUGGUCGUCUCCCUCGUGACGAAAAAGGAUCGCGUGCUAGCCACUGCAAUUCAGCGGGCGCUAGAGAAAGGGACCGCGAGUUUGGUGGAGCUUUCGGCAGACAAGGCCGACUACCAGAAGGGCGGCAGACUCCACUUUUUGUCUCAAGCAGGAGGAUACCACGCGAAGGACCGGAAGCUCAGCGAACCCUACAGAGGGCCCAGCAAAGCCAGAAGAUCGGGCUGGAAACCGCCGAAGCCGGCAGGGUGGCAUCAGGAACGGGCUGAGAGCAUGCGCCGUCGCCAGCAGAAGCGCGAGAAGGAGCGAGAUCGGUGGAGAGGAAAAGAGAAACGGAAAAAAGAAGAACAACGGCAACGAUCGAAGCGCGGCGCGGUGAUUGCUGCGGCCAAGCGGAAGCUGUCGUGA